GGAAGAAGCACGCAGCCGAACGAAUCCCCUCUUCUAUCUCCGCACCCUUCCGUUCCUUUCUCUUGUUUUUUCUCUCUGCCAACUCCUGUUAUGGUAUGGCCCAUAACUUAUGAAUCCACUGAGCGAGUGUGUCACGCACAGCAGAAUUUACGACGAUAAGCAAUUUCAAGUUUGCAAUUCCUAAUUUCUAAUUCCUAUUCCCCUGCUUUCUAGGGAUUUGAUUUCAAUCCCUAAUUCGGUUAUUCCAAUCUCUCCCUCCCUUUACCAUGGAUGCUGAAGACGAGGAAGCUCAACACCUACAACACUCUUAUCCACUCCCAUACCUCUCUACCACUUCACCACAAUGCCACAGCACUGGAGUGGAGCCGGUUGAUGCGGCCACCACCGCCGAUAAUAGAGAAACUCUUGUUGGAGAAGCGGAACAGGCGGCGGUUGCAGCCAAUUCGGGCGAAGCGGUUGAAGAGGCGGUGGAGGAGACAGAGAUUGGGGAUUCGGGAAACGCAGGAGAAGGAGAAAUGCAAGUGGUGGAAGAUAAGGUUGUUGGCCCUGAGGUUGUAGUUAAGGGUGAUGAUGUGGAGAAUGGAGAGGGCCAACAAGAAGAGGAUGAGAUUAUGGUGGAGGCAACCGGCGUGGCGAAGAUGGAAAAGGAGGAAGCUCCGUUGGUAGAUGAGCACGAAAUCAGGGAUGGUGAGGAUAACGUGGUGGAGCAGACGGAGGUACCAGAUGAAGCUGCUUCCGUGGUAGAAAGAGAACAAGGGCAAGAAAAAGAAGAUGCAGAAGAAGAACAGGAGGAGGAGGAGGAGGAGGAGGAGGCGGGUGGGGAGCAAGAAGCUGAUGCUGCUAGCGGUAUGGCAAAUGAAGCUGCUUUAUUGGAAGAAGACGAGCAAGUACUAGGACAGCAGCACGAGAAUGCAGGCGCCGAUGUUGUUGUUGGUGGUGUAGCUAAUGAAUUCAUCGAAGUGCACCAAGAAGGACAACAACAACAACAACAAGAGGAACAAGAGGAUGCUGAUGCUGGUGGUGGCUUGUCAAAUGAAGCUGCUUUCAUGGAAGAGCAAGAAGAAGCAGAGAAACAAGGAGAAGAUGAAGAAGAAGAACAAGCUGCUGCCAGUGAUGAUAUAGCAAAUGAAGCUGCUUUGACAGUAGAUCAGGAAGAAGAACAAGCCGAUGCUGGUGGUGAUAUGACAAAUGAAGCUGCUUUCACGGAUGAACAUGAAGAAGAAGAAGAAGAAGAAGAGGAAGAAGAUGGCGGUGGCAGUGUUGGGCGCAUGGGAGAAGAGACAGAGCCCACUGAAGGGACAGAAGAAACGGAGGAGCAGAGUAGAAGUGUGAGUGGUGGGAAGAGAAAGCGCGGAAGUGGGAAAAAUUCAAAGUCCACAGGGAGAGCCCCAUCAAGGAAAAAGAUGGAAGAGGAUGUUUGUUUCAUUUGCUUCGACGGGGGUGAGCUUGUUCUUUGUGACCGCAGGGGGUGCCCAAAGGCUUACCAUCCUUCUUGCGUUAAUCGUGAUGAGGCCUUCUUCCGAUCCAAGGGUAAAUGGAAUUGUGGAUGGCAUAUUUGCAGCAACUGUGAGAAGAAUGCUUACUACAUGUGUUAUACAUGUACGUUCUCUUUGUGCAAGGGAUGCAUCAAAGAUGCUGUUAUCUUAUGUGUUAGGGGAAACAAGGGCUUUUGCGAGACAUGCAUGAGAACUGUAAUGUUGAUUGAACAGAACAAUCAUGAAAACAUGGGACAAGUGGAUUUUGAUGACAGAAGCAGCUGGGAGUAUCUCUUUAAGGACUAUUACUUAGAUCUAAAAGAAAAGCUAUCCCUGACAUUCGAUGAACUCACACAAGCUAAAAAUCCUUGGAAGGGAUCUGAUAGGCUUCCUUCUAAAGAGGAAUCAGCAGAUGAACUUUUCGAUGCCAAUAAUGAUAGAGGAUCUGAUUCAGAUAGCUCAUAUGAGAAUGUAGAUUUGAGUCGUUCCAAAAGAAGAAAGGGCAAGAAGCGGACAAAGUCCCGUUCCAGGGAAGGGACUUCAUAUACUUCUGUGGAUGGAGCAUCUGCAGAUGAAACCUCUGAGUGGGCUUCAAAAGAACUUUUGGAGUUUGUCAUGCACAUGAGAAAUGGAGACAGAUCCAUUUUGUCACAGUUUGAUGUGCAGGCUCUUCUGUUAGAGUAUAUUAAAAGAAAUAAACUUAGAGAUCCUCGUAGAAAAAGUCAAAUCAUUUGUGAUACAAGGCUUCAAAAUUUGUUUGGUAAACCAAGAGUGGGACAUUUUGAAAUGUUAAAGCUUCUUGAAUCCCAUUUCCUUCUAAAAGAAGAUUCUCAAACUGAUGAUAUGCAGGGAAGUGUUCUUGAUACUGAAAUUAGUCAUUUGGAAGGUGAUGGCAACUCUGAUUCAUAUGUGAAAGCUGGCAAAGAUAAGAGACGUAAAACUCGCAAAAAAGGUGAUGAAAGAGGACUUCAAACUAAUGUGGAUGAUUAUGCAGCUAUUGAUAAUCAUAAUGUUAAUUUAAUAUAUCUCCGACGUAAUUUGGUGGAAGAGCUACUUGAAGAUACAGAAAAGUUUCAUGAUAGAGUUGUUGGCGCUUUUGUGAGAAUAAGGAUUUCAGGUAGUGGCCAGAAGCAAGACUUGUACAGGCUGGUUCAGGUUGUAGGGACUUGCAAAGCAUCAGAACCAUAUAAAGUUGGUAAAAGAAUGACAGAUUUCUUGCUAGAAAUCUUAAAUUUAAACAAGACAGAGAUUGUAUCCAUUGAUAUUAUCUCAAAUCAGGAGUUCACAGAGGAUGAAUGCAAGCGACUCCGCCAAAGCAUAAAAUGCGGGCUCAUAAAUCGUCUGACACUGGGUGACAUUCAGGAAAAAGCUUUGGCACUUCAGGCAGUUAGAGUGAAUGAUUGGUUAGAAACAGAGAUAGUGCGGUUAAGUCAUCUCCGUGACAGAGCCAGUGAGAAGGGACGCAGAAAAGAGCUCAGAGAGUGUGUUGAGAAGUUGCAACUUCUGAAGACUCCCGAAGAACGACAACGCAGAUUGGAGGAAAUUCCAGAAAUUCAUGUGGAUCCUAAAAUGGAUCCAAGUCAUGAAUCUGAAGAAGAUGAAGAUGAAAUGGAUGAAAAACGACAAGAAAACUACAUGAGACCUAGAGGACCUGCUGCAUUUGGAAGGAGGGGGAGAGAGAUUAUUUCUCCUAGGAGUGGUCCUAUUUCGAGUGAUUCCUGGAGUGCGACACGGAAUUAUUCUAAUGUGAAUCGUGAACUUAGUAGAAAUCUGUCGAACAAGGGGUUUUCAAGCAAAGGCGAUGAUGUUUCUAUUGCUAAUGAAGUACUAAAUGAUGCUCAAUUACCCCAGGGAAGGGAUUGGGGUUCACAAUCUAGUGGCCUGGAGAGGCAGAAGCUAUCUUCAAGCUUUGAAAGUGGUACUAAAAGUAACCAGCUGUUAUCAACACCUGAUCAUUUUUCUGCUGCUUUAUCAGAAACUUCUGCAGUGUUGUCUUCUGUGGGAGCUGCUCCGCCAGCUAUGAAAAUAAAUGAAAGUGAAAAAAUGUGGCAUUAUCAGGAUCCGUCUGGAAAAGUUCAGGGACCAUUUUCUAUGGUGCAGCUACGCAAAUGGAGUAACACAGGGUACUUUCCUGCUGAUUUGAGGAUUUGGAAAGCCAGUGACAAGCAAGAUCAGUCGAUGCUCUUAACCGAUGCCUUAGCAGGAAAAUUUCCUACUGAACCAUCAAUGCUGGAUAAAACUCCUGCUAAGGCUCAAUCUGUGAUUGAUCCACAUUACUCAUCUUCAUACUCUGGCAAGUCUCAUUUGGCGGUACAAGCUAUGGAAGGUCAAGCUGGAGGAAGACCAUCAUUUGAUCAUAAUAGUGGAUCACAUAAUCCUCUUGGUUCUCCUGGACAAAAUGCUGGAGGAAGUUGGAGAUCUAAAGAUACCAUGAAUUCUUUAGCAAGUCGACCUUCAUUGGCAGUUGAAGUUCCCAAGAAUCUGGCAAAUGGUUGGGGUUCUGAUGCUGGACUCAGAAAUGAAGCAACAAAUCUUCCUUCACCUACACCCCAGACUGCUUCAGGUGGGACCAAGAUGCAGGCUUUUGAAAAUAAAUGGUCUCCAACUCCAACCCCUGUCCUAUUGGCUGGCUCUCUCUUAGGAAAUUCACUCCCCAUUGGGCCUGAAAGUCGUUCAAGUUCACAACCUGGAAUGAUAUCAGCUUCUAAAUCAGAUAAUAAUCAAGUACAUGUUCAUGCAGCAUUACCUGCGAUUGCUUCAGGUGUUGACAUUCAGACAGCAGGUGUACACUUGCAAAGUCAGAGUGUCAGUAACCAUACCUCCCGUGCCGAAGGCCAUCAAGGGUGGGGCUCUGGUACGGCUCCAAAGCCUGAAGUACAGACGUGGGGAGGUGCUCAACCUCAAAGGAUAGAACCAAAUAAUCCAGUUACUAUGCCUGCACAGCCAGCUUCCCAUGGUCACUGGGUUGAUACUACAUCCGUCCAGAACUCUGCCUCAUAUAGCAAUGGAAAUCCUAAUGGGGCCUUCUCUACACCGAGCUUUCCAGGCAUGACUACACCUACACCUACACCUACACCUACACCUACACCUGAACCAUGGAGACCGCCAAGUUCAAAUAGUCAGUCAAACAUAGCAGCAGCAGCACCAUCCAAUGUACCUUAUGCUGGUUGGGGUAUGCCAGGAAAUCAGAAUAUUAACUGGAGUGGACCUCUACCUGCAAAUGUGAACGUAAACUGGAUGCCUGGACAGGGGACAGGACCCAGUAAUGCAACUCCAGUAUGGGGUGCUCCUAGCCAGGGACCACCUGCGGCAAAUGCUGUUGGCUGGGUUGCACCUGGUCAAGGACGUCCGCAUGUAAAUGCAAAUGCAGGUUGGGUUGCACCUGGUCAAGGGCCAACGGUGGGAAGUACUAAUCCUGGUUGGGGUUCUUCAUCUGGAAAUGCAGGCACGUGGGGUGGCGAGCAAAGUCGCAAUGGGGAGAGAUUCCACAGCCAGGGCGAUCGUGGAACACAUGGUGGAGAUUCUGGUUAUGGAGGUAAAUCCUGGAACAGGCAAUCAUCAUUUAAUGGCAGCGGAAGAGGAGGUUCUUCCAGGCCUUCUGUUGGGGGACAAAGAGGAGUAUGUAAGUUCCACGAGAGUGGACAUUGCAAGAAGGGGGCUUCCUGUGAUUUUAUGCACACUUAAAAAGUUGUAGGUUAAUUAGCUUCAGAGAAACAUGUCUUAUUGUACAGUAUUUUCCCAUUUCAUGGCUUAACGUUGUACAAGGGUGCCUUCAUGUAUGUAGCACUUGUGCAUUGUAGCCCCUCGUUUAUCUCUGUUUUGUUGCCCUUUUCUUUUCGAUUUUUUUGAGGCCUUGUAUUAUCGAGUUUCUUGGAGUUGGUUGAUUCGAGAGUAGUUACAGAAGUCGACACGCCCUCUAGAUCAGUAAUAAUGAUGAGGGACAGUUAACAGUUAAGGGGACUUUACAUUUUUUUUUAUUUUUUAUUUAGCUAUGAAAACGAUAGAAUAUUUCGGAUU
Messenger RNA from Arachis stenosperma, 5492 nucleotides. Its product is annotated as zinc finger CCCH domain-containing protein 19. Bases 267 to 5159 code for a protein of 1630 amino acids. Gene Ontology annotation, molecular function: protein binding; metal ion binding; DNA binding. The transcript is spliced from 10 exons. The record is from RefSeq and is a predicted model, not a curated record. NCBI's taxonomy places the organism in Eukaryota, Viridiplantae, Streptophyta, Magnoliopsida, Fabales, Fabaceae.